GAAAAAAAAAAAAAAAAAAAAAGAAAAGAAAAAUACAAGCACUGAGUUGGGGUGGCUCGCUUCCCUGGCAGAUCUUCUCCUGUCUCCAACCUCCCGCUCAUCCUGUGAAUCGCUUCAAAUCGAAGAAAUUUGUUUUAAUGCGGUGGACGGAGAAGGCAUUAUAAGAAGAAUCAGUAGAGAUAUUGCAUUCUCGAAUCUUGAGAAGGAAGGCAGAUUUUCUUCUUCCCUCUUUAAACCUGAUCAGAUCUACUAUUUCGAAAUGGGGGAAUCCUUUCUUAGAUUUUCAGCUCUGGUGCGCGAUGGCCUUGGGCUUGGUAUGUAAUGAGAUUGCAGGGUUGAAUCGGUGGAGAUCUAGAAGUGGAGAUGGGCGAGAGCCAGCGCUUUCAGAUGGGUACCGUUGGUGCGUUGUCGCUUUCUGUGGUCUCUUCGGUGUCAAUUGUGAUCUGCAACAAGGCACUUAUUAGUUCCCUCGGCUUUUCGUUCGCCACGACCUUGACAAGUUGGCAUCUAUUGGUGACCUUUUGUUCUCUUCAUGUGGCACUAUGGAUGAAGUUGUUCGAACAUAAGCCUUUUGAUCCAAGGGCAGUAAUGGGCUUUGGAAUACUAAAUGGAUGCUCUAUUGGUCUUUUGAAUUUAAGCCUUGGUUUCAACUCCGUCGGUUUCUACCAGAUGACAAAGCUAGCAAUCAUCCCGUUCACUGUUUUGUUAGAAACUCUCUUCUUCAGAAAGAAUUUCAGUCGGAGCAUCAAAUUCUCACUAGCUCUCCUCCUGUUUGGUGUUGGUAUUGCGACUGUGACAGAUCUUCAACUCAAUAUGCUCGGAUCUAUCUUGUCACUUCUUGCAAUUUUUACAACAUGCAUUGCUCAGAUUAUGACUAACACAAUUCAGAAGAGGUUUAAAGUCUCAUCUACACAGCUCUUAUAUCAGUCUUGUCCUUAUCAGGCAAUAACUUUAUUUGUUAUUGGCCCUUUCCUCGAUGGACUUCUAACUAAACAGAAUGUUUUUGCAUUCAAGUAUACACCUCAAGUUCUGGUCUUUAUUGUGCUUUCUUGCCUAAUAUCUGUCUCUGUGAACUUCAGUACUUUUCUUGUGAUUGGAAAAACAUCCCCAGUCACAUAUCAAGUUUUGGGUCAUCUCAAAACAUGUUUAGUUCUAGCAUUUGGCUAUGUUUUACUGCAUGAUCCGUUUUGCUGGAGAAAUAUAUUGGGAAUUUUCGUAGCAGUAGUUGGAAUGGUCCUGUAUUCUUACUAUUGCUCAAUCGAAAGCCAGCAAAAAGCUAAUGAAGGGACUGUCCAGUUAUUACAGGCAAAGGAAAGCGAGGUUGCUCCUUUACUUGGUGUUGAAAAUGGAACAAGUUUAGCCACUGAUGGUCUCCUUCCCAAAGUUCCAUCUUGGAGCUCAAACAAAGAUCUAAAUGCCUGAGCUCUUCCUUCCCAAAUUUUGCAAGAUCUUUUUCCAGGAGUACACAAUUCUUUGGCUAGUUCCUACAAAGUUGGAACCUGGGAGCCACAUUCUUAUAAUCGUUUUUGUUCUGCUUAAUAUAUAUACAGAAGGUUAAAUUAUGAACUGUAUAUUAAUGAUUAUUCCCUUGAGAGUGACUAUAUGGUUGACUCAUGUAAAUCAGUUGAGCUCUUUGAACUAAAUAUUUCAUUAAGUAUUUGAACUUUGCUGUAUCUUAUUAUUAGCAGUCUUCUGUUCAGUAAAUAAACUAUGUACUCUGAUAUUCAAUUCCAACAUGGGCUGUGAGUUGAUCAUUUUGUUCUACUUGUGCCUGUUCUUUCUAAAACUUAUGUAAAGGAAAAUGGAAAAUACAUCCAAAAUAAUAUCUGAAAAUGAAGUUAUUCGAGUUUA
Messenger RNA from Dendrobium catenatum, 1851 nucleotides. Its product is annotated as UDP-xylose transporter 3. The record is from RefSeq and is a predicted model, not a curated record. Gene Ontology annotation, molecular function: antiporter activity; UDP-xylose transmembrane transporter activity. The transcript has 8 exons. Lineage: Eukaryota; Viridiplantae; Streptophyta; Magnoliopsida; Asparagales; Orchidaceae. Gene Ontology annotation, cellular component: Golgi apparatus. The coding region runs from base 364 to 1422 and encodes 352 amino acids.